ACCAGUAUAUAAGGCGUCGGCGGCACCACACAAGCAGUCAACAUCUCGCUUAUCGACUCCCAAACAUCAUGAAUCUGUUUUUGAUCACCGUAAGUUCGGCCCUCUUGGUGGGCUGCAGUGCUGGUGGUCUCUACGGAGGUGGAGGUGGACACAUCGGAGGUGGACACAUCGGCGGUGGACACAUCGGAGGUGGACACAUCGGAGGUGGACACAUCGGCGGUGGACACAUCGGCGGUGGACACAUCGGCGGCGGACACAUCGGUGGUGGUUAUCGCAAGGGUCACGGAGCAGUCAUCAUCCCAGCCAUCGGUGGCCUCGUAAGCUCCAAGACUACCUACGGCUUUGGAGGCGGCAAAGGAAUCGGUGGAGGAAUUGGAGGUGGCCAUGGCAUCGGAGGCGGCUUUGGUGGCGGCAUUGGAGGUGGCUUUGGAGGCGGCAUUGGAGGCGGCUUUGGAGGCGGAUUUGGAGGUGGAAAAGGCAUCGGAGGAGGCAUUGGUGGUCAUGGUGGCGGACUGUAUGGUCGCAGGUAUGGCUAAGGAAAAAAAAUGUUUGGAAAUGAAAUGGUACUAAGCUCUCUGAAUAAAAAAUUGCCUGUAGUAAUUUUCAAAAUUGAAUAAUUUCCAAUAAAAUUAUGGCUAUUUCACA
This is a messenger RNA of Procambarus clarkii (red swamp crayfish), 645 nucleotides long. The record is from RefSeq and is a predicted model, not a curated record. NCBI's taxonomy places the organism in Eukaryota, Metazoa, Arthropoda, Malacostraca, Decapoda, Cambaridae.